This is a messenger RNA of Onthophagus taurus, 792 nucleotides long. RefSeq names its product zinc finger protein 22-like. NCBI's taxonomy places the organism in Eukaryota, Metazoa, Arthropoda, Insecta, Coleoptera, Scarabaeidae. The record is from RefSeq and is a predicted model, not a curated record.
AUGAGUAAAGAAGUGGAUGAUCAAGAAGUUACAGUAGAAGUUGUUCCACAAACAGUGACCGAAAUAGUUUACUUAGAAGAUCCGGUUUUUGAAACUCAAAAUUUACAAGCUAUAAAUCUCAUUGAAUCCUACGAAAUAAGAAAUAUAGACAAUGACGAGACUAAUGGAUGUUUUCAAUCAACUUCGUCGCAAGUUGAUGUUUCUUUGUCUGUUCAAGAAGUAAUUGAUAAGGUUGUUAAUAAAACAAAGACGGAUGUUGAAGAUUAUAAUUCGGGAAUAGGAGAAUUUAUUUGUACAUUGUGCAAUUUUAAAUGUAGAUCUUUAUCUAGCUUACAUUCUCAUCGUCUCAUUCAUGACAAACAAUUCGUAAAGUGUCAUUAUAAUUGUAUAGCUUGUGGUCAGCAAUUUGAUAAAGCCCAAAGUCUCUCACAUCAUUUUCGUACUGCCCAUUCAAAAUAUUCAUGUGGAAUGUGUAAUUAUAAAUGUGAGGAAGAAUGGGAUUUAGCAGAACAUUUUAAAGUACAUAAUGAUAGGAAAUAUUCUUGCAAUGAAUGUGAUUUAACUUUUAAAACAGCUAAGGCAUUAAUUAACCAUCAAAAAAUACACAACAAUACUUUUCUUUAUGCAUGCAAUAAAUGCCAUGCUAGUUUUGCAACUACUAGUGAAGUCUCAGCACAUUUGCGUACAGCUCAUGUUCGAUCUAAAACGAAACCUGGUCAAAUUAAAGAACAGGUUAAAGUAAGACCUACAAAAAAAGGUAGAAGGCGAAUGCCUUGUCGUGUAUAUUUAUAA